UCUGCUCUUUGGAAGUUUUAGGGAAGUCCUUAGUCCUUAACAACAAGCCACUCUGGCUAUAGCAAGGUUAAAAAAAAAAAAAAGGAUAUAGGCUGUAACUAGAGAUUGUGCCUGUCUUAUUUAGCAUUUCAAAACAAAAACCAUAAACAAACAUCUCAGAUUCAAAACAGAAAGGAAUUUCUGGCAGGGCAGGGUGAAACCUGAGCCUGCAAAGUCCUGGGUCUACAAGAGGUAACUUAUUUAGGUUCUUAUCCAAAGGCCACAAGCAGAACGGUUCCCAGCUGUGAUAAAACAAAAGGCACCUCAACACUGGAGAGUUGUGAUACUUCUUUUUUAAGACUACAAAAGACCUGCCAAAAUAAGGUAAAGCUACCUUAAGGAAGUUUGACCUGAGCUAGACUUUUCAUCUUAAGGAUUAGUUGGACCACUUCAGACCCAUCACAUGUGAGGGACCGUCCGUCCAGGAUGCAGGCGCUCAGUACCCUCGGUGUGUGUUCUGGGUUCCGCAGAGACAGAACAUCCCAUCCUCUGGUCAAGUGUAGACCUAGAAAACCUUCACAUGGUCUCCCCUUUUCCUCCCUUCCCAUAGUUGGCAUCUUUGCUUUCUUGAAGAUAUGGACAUUUACAUUCUGCAUGGGGGAAAAGGGGAUAAGUAGGUAGUUCUGCCUCCAAAAACCAACGUAGAAGGAUGUUUAAAUGGUUUGAGGAACACUGAGUAUUCUGUGCGUUUUUCAGAGCUACUGAGUUCUUCUAUUUCAGGCAGAUCUUGGGAAAAUUUGUUACCACUGUCUGUGACCUAAAAAUGAAAGGCCAAAUGAAUUUCCAUGUUUUAAUCAAAAGGACGAAUGGGUUCACGUGUGUACCGGUUUGUGGCAGGGAGGACUUACGGCUGCUCGGAGAGAGAACGAACGCAACAUUCCUGCUCGGGAGAAUAUACAUGAUACGGGAGACGAAGUAGCUGUGCCUUCAGAUCUGCUUUCGGCCCCUCGUAGCUCAGUAAUUCACAUGAAACCUCCGCUUCCCAGGACAUUGCCUUACUUUGUGUAAAGGGAAUUAGGUAGUUGCCUACCUGAAGGCGGAGGAGCUGAACCCAUGAUAUCUUAAGGCCCUUCUGGUCAUAAGUUCUAUGUUUUUACGACCUAGAAGUGGGGCACAGGAGUCAAAUAUUACCUCGUAUUUGCAGAGCCAGGGAAGGGAGAAGUGGUCGUGUCUCCAGGACUCUCUGCCAAGUGCUGUCGACGGAAGGGCUUGCAGGAAGAGAGAGAUCAAGCGUUCUCGCACAGUUCUGUUUAUGGCGAGGCGGUGGAGAGGGCAAAUCACAGUUAUCGGGAAGUUACUGACGUCUUUAAAUGGUGGCAAUCUUUAAGCCGUGGUGACUAUUAGCCCGGCCUGGAGUCAGGGCAGAAUUUAUGCCUCUCUUUUGUGAAUGUGCCGGCCUGCUGCCUUCACUCUGUCCCUUUUCCUCUUUGACUUCGUUAAUUAUGACGACCAUGAGGAAGACGAGAACUGGGACGAUGACCAGCUGCUUGGUUUUGAACCCUGCAACGAGAACCUUGUCUCUGGAUGCAAUAUAAUCAACGGGAAAUGUGAAUGUGACACCAUUCGCACCUGCAACAAUCCCUUCGAGUUUCCCAGGAAGGAUAUGUGCCUUUCAGCUUUGAAGAGGAUCGAAGAAGAGAAGCCAGAUUGCUCCAAGGCCCGCUGUGAAGUCCAGUUCUCUCCACGGUGUCCUGAAGAUUCCGUUCUGAUCGAGGGCUAUGCUCCCCCCGGGGAGUGCUGUCCCUUACCCAGCCGCUGCGUGUGUGACCCCGCGGGCUGCCUGCGCAAAGUCUGCCAGCCGGGAUACCUGAACAUUCUAGUGUCCAAAGCCUCAGGGAAGCCGGGACAGUGUUGUGACCUCUAUGAGUGCAAACCAGUUUUCAGCGUGGACUGCAGCACUGUGGAGUGCCCCUCCGUUCAGCAGGCUGUGUGCCCUCUGGACAGCUACGAGACUCAAGUCCGACUCACAGCGGACGGUUGCUGCACCCUGCCAACAAGAUGCGAGUGUCUCUCUGGCUUAUGUGGUUUCCCCGUGUGUGAGGUGGGAUCCACUCCUCGCAUAGUCUCUCGUGGAGAUGGAACACCUGGAAAGUGCUGUGAUGUCUUUGAAUGUGUUAAUGAAACAAAGCCAGCCUGUGUAUUCAACAACGUGGAAUAUAACGAUGGGGAUAUGUUUCGAAUGGACAGUUGUCGGUUCUGCCGAUGCCAAGGGGGUGUUUCCAUCUGCUUCACGGCCCAGUGCGGAGAGCUGAACUGUGAGAGGUACUACGUGCCUGAAGGAGAGUGCUGCCCCGUGUGCGAAGAUCCCGUGUAUCCUUUUAAUAACCCUGCUGGCUGCUACGCCAAUGGGCAGAUCCGCGCCCACGGAGACCGGUGGCGAGAGGACGACUGCACGUUCUGCCAGUGCAUCAACGGAGAGCCGCACUGCGUGGCGACGGCCUGCGGACAGAGCUGCAUGAACCCCGUCAAAGUGCCUGGCGAGUGCUGCCCUGUGUGCGAAGAACCAACCUACAUCACAAUUGAUCCGCCUGCAUGCGGGGAGUUAUCAAACUGUACGCUGACAGAGAAGGAGUGCGUUUAUGGUUUCAAACUUGAUCACAAUGGUUGUCGAACUUGUCAGUGCAAAAACAGGGAGGAGCUGUGCUCGGGCCUCAAGCGAGGCUGUACCUUGGACUGCCCUUUCGGUUUCCUGACUGAUGCCCACAACUGUGAGAUCUGUCAGUGCCGCCCACGGCCCAAGAAGUGCAGACCCAUAAUCUGUGACAAGCAUUGUCCGUUUGGAUACCUGAAGAAUAAGCAUGGCUGUGACAUCUGUCGCUGCAAGAAAUGCCCGGAGCUCCCAUGCAGUAAAAUCUGCCCCCUGGGUUUCCAGCAGGACAGUCACGGCUGCCUUCUCUGCAAGUGCAGAGAGGUCCCUGCUCCAGCCGGGCCACCUGUCCUGUCAGGCACAUGUCUGUCCAUGGACGGCCGUCACCAUAAAAAUGAGGAAAGCUGGCACGAUGGGUGCCGGGAAUGCUACUGCCACAGUGGACGGGAAAUGUGUGCUCUGAUCACCUGCCCGGUGCCUGCCUGUGGCAACCCCGCCAUUCAUCCGGGACAGUGCUGCCCGUCAUGUUCAGAUGACUUUGUGGUACAAAAGCCAGAGCUCAGCACCCCCUCCAUUUGCCACGCCCCUGGAGGAGAGUACUUUGUGGAAGGAGAGACGUGGAACAUCGACUCGUGCACACAGUGCACCUGCCACAGUGGGAGGGUGCUGUGCGAGACCGAGGUGUGCCCGCCGCUGCUCUGCCAGAACCCUGCACGCACCCAGGACUCCUGCUGCCCGCAGUGUACAGAGGAACCUCCUCAGCCUUCCUCCCCCCAUAACGAGAGCGUGCCUAGUUACUGCAAAAACGACGAAGGGGAUAUCUUCCUGGCGGCCGAGUCCUGGAAGCCCGACGUUUGUACCAGCUGCGUGUGCAUGGAUAGCGUCAUCAGCUGCUACUCCGAGUCUUGCCCGUCAGUAUCCUGCGAAAGACCUGUCUUGAGAAAAGGCCAGUGUUGUCCCUACUGCAUAGAAGACACGAUCCCAAAGAAGGCGGUGUGCCACUUCAGUGGGAAGGCCUACGCGGACGAGGAGCGCUGGGACAUUGACAGCUGCACGCACUGCUACUGCCUGCAGGGCCAGACCCUCUGCUCCACCGUCAGCUGCCCCCCUCUGCCCUGCGUCGAGCCCAUCAACGUGGAAGGAAGCUGCUGCCCGAUGUGCCCAGAGAUGUAUGUCCCAGAACCAACCAAUAUACCCAUUGAGAAAACCAAUCACCGUGGAGAGAUUGACCUGGAGGUCCCCUUGUGGCCUACACCCAGUGAAAAUGACAUCAUCCAUCUCCCCAGAGACAUGGGUCACCUGCAGGCCGAUUACAGAGAUAACAACAGGCUGCAUCCAAGCAGAGAUUCUUCACUGGACUCCAUUGCCUUGGUUGUGGUUCCCAUAGUAAUCAUCCUCUCUGUUAUCAUAGUACUCCUGUACAUCAAUCAGAAGAAACAGUGGAUGCCACUGCUUUGCUGGUAUCGAACACCAACUAAGCCUUCUUCCUUAAAUAAUCAGCUGGUGUCUGUGGACUGCAAGAAAGGAAGCAGAGUCCCGGUGGACAGUUCGCAGAGGAUGCUAAGAAUCGCUGAACCGGACGCAAGAUUCAGUGGCUUCUACAGCAUGCAAAAACAGAACCACCUACAGGCGGACAAUUUCUACCAGACAGUGUGAAGACAGGCGACGUGGCUGAGGGUUUGAGAGACAGAAAACGACUAAAUCUGCUUUUAAGAGUAAACUAGAAUUCGUGCACUUGCUUAGUGGAUCGUUUCGGAUUGUGACUUGAUGUACAGCGCUGAGAACUCCCCGGGAUGGGCUCUGUCUACAGCAGUGUGCAGAACAAAGCAUUCCCACUUUCCUCAAGAUAACUGACCAAGCGUUUUCUUAGAACCAAAGUUUUCAAAGUUACUAAGAUAUAUUUGCUUGUAAUAUAGCUGUAGAGAUAUUUGGGGGCGGGGACAGUGAGUUCAGUGGGGGAGAUGGGUUGGGCGGGUGGCGUUAGGAAGGCAGAUUGGUCAGCUGAGCUCGGGGGUGGGGGGAGAAAUCCAGUUAAAAUAAAAGCAAUUGAGUGGCCCAGAGGAGCUUUUUUUGCCUGUUGCUCUGAAGACUGCACUGGUUGCUUCAAAGCUCGGGCCAAGUGAGCGGGAAACAAAGGCCUUGUGAUCCAGCUGCCAUGGUCACCUUAGGACUGCAGACGAGCGCACCAGCACCUGUCGCUAGCCAUCCCCGGGCUAAAGCCAUGAGUUUCUUUUCUAUACAGUCACGCUGCAGUGGGCAGUGAGGAAGCAGGAGAAAUGCGCUGCCGCGUUUCUCUGAUGCGGGUUGUUACAGAGAUAGUUAAAACUUUUUGCUGCUUUUUGUUUUCUUGCAAGCAAUCAGCCAGUUCCUAGCAGAGUCAGCGAGUGAACAAGACCUAGGUCAUUUCUUGAUGUGAGCACUGGAGCUUUUCUUACCACAGUGUGGCAGGAACGAGGGAGGGGGCGAAGGACCCCAGGUAUUUCCAGGGGCUGUACUUCAUUGUCUGUCGUGGCUUUGUUCUCUUGUUGGGUGUUCAUAGUUUUUGUUGAAGCUCUAGCUUAAGAAGAAACUUUUUUUAAAAAGGACUGUUUGGGGAUUUUUGUUUUCCUUAUUAUAUACUGAUUCUACAAAAUAGAAACUACUUCAUUUUAAUUGUAUAUUAUUCAAGCACCUUUGUUGAAGCUCAAAAAAAAAUAUGCCUCCUUAAACUUUAGCAAUUAUAGGAAUAUUUAUGUAACUAUCUUAUGCUUCAAAAAAACAAAAGUAUUUGUGUGCGUGUGUAUAUAAUAUAUAUAUGCAUAUAUAUUUAUACACAUACAAUUUAUGUUCUCCUGUUGAAUGUAUUUUUAUGAGAUUUUAACCAGAACAAAGACAAACAGGCAUUCCAUAUCAAUGCUUUUGAUCACCUACAAAUUUUUAUGAACACAAAAUCUCAUUCUACCUGCAGUUUAAUUGGGAAGAAAGAUGUGUGUGGUGAGUGUGUGUGAGUGUGAGUGUGUGUACACACACGCCUUUUGCAGUCAGCAUCACACGUGCUAUGGAGAAGGUAUUCCUUUACUAAAAUGUUCCUCAUUCAGAUAUGCUUUCUGUUGGUUUUCAGUUUGCUCACGGCCAGAAACACUGAUGGCAGUUUAUCUGCGUCACUAAUCAGCUCCUGGAUUUUUUUUUUCUUCAAACAACUGUUUGAAACAACUACUGGAAUAUUGUCCAUAAUAAGCUGGAAGUUUGUUGUAGUUUGCCUCAAAUAGAACUGACUGUAUACUAUAGUGUUAACUUUUCAAACAGCUCUUAGCACUUUUAUACUAAUUACCCAUUUGUGCAUUGAUUUUUCUUUUUAAAAUGCUUGUUGUGAAAGACACAGAUACCCAGUAUGCUUAAUGUGAAAAGAAAAUGUGUUCUGUUUUGUAAAGGAACUUUCAAGUAUUGUUGUAAAUACUUGGACAGAGGUUGCUGAACUUUAAAAAAAAAUUAAUUUAUUAUUAUAAUGACCUAAUUUAUUAAUCUGAAGAUUAACCAUUUUUUUUGUCUUAGAAUAUCAAAAGGAAAAGAAAAAGGUGUUCUAGCUGUUUGCAUCAAAGGAAAAAAGAAGAUUUAUUAUCAAGGGGCAAUAUUUUUAUCUAUUUCCAAAAUAAAUUUGUUAAUGAUAUGAUGUUACCAAAAUAGAUUUACAUCAGCCUGAUUAGUAUAAAAUUUUGUUGACAAUUAAUCCAUUCCUGGCAUAAAAAAUCUCUAUCAAAAAAUUGUAAAUGCUUGCUUUUUGUUUUUUCAAUCAUGGCCAUAUUAUGAAAAUACUAACAGGAUAUAGGAUGAGGUGUAAAUUUUUUUAUUAUUAUUUUAAAGAUAUGAUUUAUCCUGAGUGCUGUAUCUAUUACUCUUUUACUUUGGUUCCUGUUGUGCUCUUGUAAAAGAAAAACAAAUAUAAUUUCCUGAAGAAUAAAAUAGAUAUAUGGCACUUGGAGUGCA
Molecule: messenger RNA, 6589 nt
Organism: Mustela erminea (ermine)
Lineage: Eukaryota; Metazoa; Chordata; Mammalia; Carnivora; Mustelidae
Gene: CRIM1
Product: cysteine rich transmembrane BMP regulator 1
Exons: 17
Coding region: 1427-4282 (951 amino acids)
Cellular component (GO): extracellular region
Molecular function (GO): serine-type endopeptidase inhibitor activity; protein binding
Source: RefSeq, a predicted model, not a curated record